AUGGUGCAGGUUAUAAAAGACACGGAUGAAUUGAAAACAUUUUUGAAAUCUGCUGGAUACAAACUUGUAGUGGUUGAAUUUUCAGCAAAAUGGUGUGGUCCCUGCAAAAGAAUGUCUCCUCUUUUUCAUGCACUGUCUCAACAAUACCAAAAUGUAAUGUUUGCUAACGUGGAUAUUGAUGAUUCUCCGGAGUUGGCCAAAACUUGUCAUGUCAAAGCAAUACCCACAUUUCAGAUGUUCAAGAAAAGCCAGAAGAUUUUUGAAUUUUGUGGAGCUGAUGCUAAAAAAUUGGCAACGAAGAUUCAAGAAUUAAUGUAA
Molecule: messenger RNA, 318 nt
Organism: Lepus europaeus (European hare)
Lineage: Eukaryota; Metazoa; Chordata; Mammalia; Lagomorpha; Leporidae
Gene: TXNDC8
Product: thioredoxin domain containing 8
Exons: 5
Coding region: 1-318 (105 amino acids)
Molecular function (GO): protein-disulfide reductase activity
Source: RefSeq, a predicted model, not a curated record